This is a messenger RNA of Acanthochromis polyacanthus (spiny chromis), 1248 nucleotides long. RefSeq names its product activated RNA polymerase II transcriptional coactivator p15-like. The record is from RefSeq and is a predicted model, not a curated record. Lineage: Eukaryota; Metazoa; Chordata; Actinopteri; Pomacentridae. Gene Ontology annotation, biological process: positive regulation of transcription initiation by RNA polymerase II. Gene Ontology annotation, molecular function: transcription coactivator activity; DNA binding. Gene Ontology annotation, cellular component: transcription regulator complex; nucleus.
AUGGCGGCUAUCAGCUUUCUGCUUCCAGUCCAGAGACUUGCUGUGCUGCACCAUAUUGUAACGCCAAAACCAACAGAAGCACCGUCUUCCACAUCUGGAAGUGACUCGGACAGUGAAGCAGAGACCAAGGAAAAGAGAAAGAAGCCGAGUGCACCAGAGAAGCCGGUCAAGAAACCAAAGCAUGGAGAGAGUUCCAAGCCAGGAGGCUCAUCCAAAGGCGGCAGUAAUGGUGACGACAACAUGCUCCAGAUUGGAAAGAUGAGAUAUGUCCGUGUCAGAGACUUCAAGGGUAAAGUCCUGACUGACAUCAGAGAGCACUGGAUGAACCAAGAUGAAGGGGAGAUGAAGCCAGGGAAAGGUGUCUCCUUGAGUCCUGAGCAGUGGAACCAACUGAAGGACCAGAUUUCAGAAAGUGACAACACCAUUAAGAGAGUUUAAGCAAUCCUUUCAGUCUCAUCUGUUGAGCUAAUUGAACAUGUUGGCCAAUUACAUUUGUUAAAAAAUAAAUGUUACAUAAAUUUGAAGGCCUCACCAAAGUUGUAGAUGUUAUGGUGAUUCAUCCAGUAUUUCCCAUCAUCUCCUUCAGCCGUUGUUGAGAUAUUUCUGUGUGGACUAACUGACUGAAUGACUGGGCUCAUAUAAAUAGCAUGGGGCUGAACUUUCAUGCACGACUUGAACCUGCAUGUUUGCCAGCUUUCCUAAUUGCUCCAUCCUCGUCUCAUAUUUCUCUCAUAGUUUCUUCCUGUCUGAGGACUUCCCCUGAGUAGGAUGUUGCACAGUUUUGCCGUAGGCAUCAGAACUACCAGAGAUACCAGAGGUUUGAAGCUCCGGUGGAGUGUUACAAUUCUAUUUUCCUCAGGAAAAAAAAUGAGCUAAUCGUCGUAAGAAACAGUGUGGACUCAUCAUUUAUACAGUGGAUGUUAUCGAUCAGUCUUUAUAAUCAAUUUUUAAUCAAAACACAAGGUCAAGAGAUCUUGUGCACACCUUUCUACUCUAAAUGAGGGAUUGUGGUCUAGUUUUGAUAAUUUAUUUAGAGAAAUGUCGAAAAAAUGGCGAUACACGGCAGCUUUAUUAUGAGGGAGCGAUGAUGGAAGUUGCAACGCUGUGAAAGAGCUUCUCUGUUAUAGAAUCUAAUCAUCACCAUCACUGGGUUGGAUUUUUACAUCUGACUUUUGUGUUUUAUUGCAAAACACAAUCUGUUGGAUAAACUUUGUUUUUUGCCCAGAGAGAGAAAGAACAACAACAACA